CCCUACAGUACGGUUAUAUCGAUAGUACGUUGACUUCUCGAUAACUAAAGCCAGGCAUUUGUUUACUAUGAACAUGUAGUUCAACUUUGGUCGAAGUGAGUGUACCGGCGUUCAAAUUUCAAGAAGUAGAAAUUAGCAGACGACAGUACGCGUCAAACAAUGGCAACAAGCAAUUCAUUGGCUGCUGAUUCUGUCACCGCUGACCAGGUGAAAUCGUUCAGGGACUUUCUGCUGUCUUACAACAAGCUGUCAGAGAUGUGUUUCAUGGCAUGUGCUUGGGACUUCACAACUCGAAAAGUUAAGAAUCAAGAAGAAAAAUGUGCACUCAAUUGCAUGGAGAAGUACCUCAGCAUGAAUCAGCGUAUUUCGCAGAGGUUCCAGGAAUUCCAGAUGAUUGCUAAUGAGAAUGCAAUGGCAGCAGCACAGAAGAUGGGAGUAACACCUCAGCGGUGACUUCUUGCAGGAUUGCAGAAAAGUAUCAGCUUUGUCUGUUGAAUUUUGCAGAUGAGAUACUUAUUUUGUACAAAUUUGUAUUUUUUUGUAAUUAUAGUAUAUUGGUGUGUUCCACCUACAAAAACUUAUUUCUCUGUAGAUAAGAAUCCUUACAAUAAAUUUUUUUUGUGCAACUA
Molecule: messenger RNA, 629 nt
Organism: Schistocerca serialis cubense
Lineage: Eukaryota; Metazoa; Arthropoda; Insecta; Orthoptera; Acrididae
Gene: Tim9a
Product: mitochondrial import inner membrane translocase subunit Tim9
Exons: 4
Coding region: 160-453 (97 amino acids)
Source: RefSeq, a predicted model, not a curated record